Oikopleura dioica is the source of this 3957-nucleotide messenger RNA. NCBI's taxonomy places the organism in Eukaryota, Metazoa, Chordata, Appendicularia, Copelata, Oikopleuridae. The record is from the annotation of a GenBank genome assembly.
AUGAAAUUCGGGGAGAACUUACAGUAUUACGCCACUGCUGAAUGGCGGGACAAGUACAUCGACUACGAAAAGCUAAAAACACUUCUCGAAGAAGCCCAGACUGGCCACACAGACACAUAUCUCGGAGAUGACGAAAAAGAAAGGCCAAAACACAAAACGCUGCAAACCCCCGGAGACGAAGUGUUCUUCCGGGAAAUCGCCGAGCAGCUAGAAAAAGUCAACCAUUUUUACAAUGAGCGUUAUUCGAAAGUGGUGCAAACGUUUAACGGACUCAAAAAAGAUGUUGAAUUUUACAAAAAUCCAAAAGAAGAGACAGAAAGCUCAGGCGGAGUUAUUCGAAGAAGAAAGUUUCUUCGCGCUGAGCCGGAGAAAAAUGCCAUAAAGCCGAAAUCGCUGAAAGAACUCAAGGCCAAUUUUAGCGACUUUUACUUAUCCCUCGUUUUACUAGACAGAUACCAGAAAAUUAACUUCGAUGGCUUCCGAAAAAUCCUCAAGAAAUUCGACAAAAACAUGUACAGUACUUACGGCGACAGCUGGAGAAAAAAGCACAUCGAAAAAGAACGAUCUUUCUAUACGAACAAACACAUUUCAAACCUAUUGUUGCAAACCGAGACCAUUGUGGCAGAAGAAUUAGAAGAUGGCGACAGAAAGAAAGCCAGAAAGAAACUUGGAGUUCCGUCACUAGAAUCAAAGGAGCUGAGCCAAGACAAAAAUGAUUUCACUUUAUUCCGAGUGGGGAUCUUUCUCGGGAUGGGACUCGUCGUACUAUCUGCCAUUGUUUUAUCUAUUUAUCCAGCGAGGAGCUGUAUAUUUGCCGAUUCAAUCUCCUCCCAGGACGAUCGUACUUUAUCACUAGAACGUACCUCAUCAUCAAACACUUCUUCCUUCACUGAUAUCUUUUGCGAGCAGAAAGACACAAUCAUUAGACUAUACCGCCCAGGAAUACUUCUUGCAUUUUUCAUCUUCUUGCUUGGAUUUAACGUCUAUGGCUGGCGCAAAGCAGGCGUCAACCACGUCCUUAUCUUCGAGAUCGACUACAGAGAGCAUCUCGCGCCAACACAUCUCUGGGAAGUCUCCUUCGUCAUCGCCCUGACUUGGGCGCUGUCCCUUCUUGCCUUCAUUCAUAACCCCCUUGCAGACUAUCUACCUCGUUACGCACACCCAGCUAUUCUCUAUUCUUUUCUCACGAUCCUUAUAAUCUUUCCUCUUCCGAUCCCGGGCCUGAGUUGUUACCGCAAAGCUCGAUCAUGGCUUGUCGGUCGAUUCUGGCGGCUUCUUUUUCCUGGUUACUGGUCGGUUACCUUCGCCGACUUCUGGCUUGCUGAUCAGCUGACAUCGAUGGCAGGCUUCCUCGUUGAUAUGGAAUAUGUGACUUGUUUCUACGCCGUGGAUGGAAAUAUCAGCAACGGACUGUCCUGCUCGUCCACGAACAUCAAUGCUUCAAGCACGGACCAAAGUGUGAUCACAUACCGAAUGAACGGAACGAGUCUGAAAACGGCAAACGAAAGCCUUACAGAUGAAAAAUGUCUCUGUGGAGAACUCGUCGGUGGCUCCGCCCUUGCUGGAGGAAUUCAAGUUUUCUUGAUGAUGUGGCCGGCAAUUAUUCGAUUUCUUCAAUGCAUCCGGCGAUAUGUUGACUCUGGCAAACUCCAUCCGCACAUAACAAACGCUGGAAAGUACUCAACAACUCUGAUCAAGGUGUUUAUCAGCUAUCUGAUGGCGUACAGCCUUCGAAACGUUCCCAAAGACGAUUCUUCGAAAUUUGUCUGGGUGGUGGUGCUCUUCGUCGCCCAUGCAAUUUCGUCCUUUUACUCGCUUGUUUGGGACAUCAAAAUGGAUUGGGGCUUUCUUGACCAAAGCGAUGAUUCUACCUGUGUUGGUGGAUUACUUCGGGAUCAUUUGGUUUACGCAAGUCCGUGGAAUUGGAAGUACUACGCUGCUUUUCUCGAAGAUAUUGUCUUCAGAUUUCUCUGGACUUUACAAGCAUUCCAUGUCCCUUAUGUGAGCCCAACGCUACUCAUGUUCGCCGAGGUCUUCAGGCGAUUUGUUUGGAACUAUUUCCGUCUUGAAAACGAGCAUCUUAACAACUGUGGUGAGUUCCGUGCUGUCCGCGACAUUACAGUCACUCAGCAUCGCAAAGAGGAUCUAGAACGAAUUGAAGAUAUCAUGGAUAAUCGGAUGGGUCCAAAGCAUAGACGAUUAAUGUCGGACCCGAAUGAUAACCCAGUAAAAUUCAGGCCCGAAAGAGCAGAUUAUGAAAGGGAUUCUCAACCGCGCAAGAGAGUCACAAUGAUGCCAGAAAUGAUUUCUAGCAGCGACGAGUCAUCAUAUGAAACAGCAAUGAACUUGCUUCAAGACGAUGAAGAUGCAAAAGGUACAGAUGAGCUGCCAGAGUUUUUGAUGGUUACAAGUGGCGCCCGAAUGAACUCAAGUUUAAUCUUCUGGAUGCGAAUCGGAAUCAAUCCUUACGAAUACAACGUUCUUGGACCGAACACGACAAGGGAAAGGCUCACCCUCAUCUGCAAACAUGGACAAUGCUCAACUCCUGCUUCAAGACGAUGCCCUGCUCGCUGUUAUCUUCGCGUCAAGAAUCCAGACAUCAUCGAAAGCAAGCUUGGAAAGAAAAGACGGCGAGAUGGAAGCUUCUACGAUUGUUUUCGGCAUUCUCUCAAGAAAGACAUGGAAGAGUCCCGCGACAAAUCCAACUACGAGGUUGAAAUUUUCGAGUCUCCUGCUGUCCAUAAUCAUCCGCCUCCAGCUGAUCUCUCACCACUUCAAAAAAUCUUCAAGGAGAAUUCAGUGAAGCGCUCUCUAGAGAAGAAACGUGUCGAAUACGAUCGAGAAUUCGAAGCCUUACCAGACUCAUUCAAUGCAGACAUCAAGAAAAACAUCGCUGGAGAAGAAACCUACCAAAAGAAACUCAUCUCUGCUCGCCUCGCUCGACGUUGGACCUCUCCUCAAGAUCAAGUCGCUUUGGGAUCAACAACGAUGCUUCUACACGAUCCUUCCGCAACCAAGCUGUAUGCGAAGAACUCCAUCAUCGAGCAAUUUCUUCUCUCUGAAAUCAACACUCACGAUGGCCUGCCGAUCAAGAUCUGGGGACUCGCAAGCGAACUUCACCUCCUUCACGAUAAAGACGAUCCCUGUUUUAUCGAUGGAACAUUCAACUUCUGCAGCAAGCUCCCCUCCGAAGGAUACGAGCACUAUGGCCACGAGCUUCACAUCGACAACUGGCGCGUCGACUACGAGGGCAAUCCAGCAAAAAUCAUCAGAGAAUUCUGGCCCUACGCUCUCGUCUACGGUUGCCAGUUUCACUACGCCAAAGCCAUUCUUCACAACUGGGCACUCAAACUCGGCAGCAAGAAAUUGGUCUACGACAAGGAGCUACGAGCGCAGAUCCUCAACAUCUACCUUGGGAUGCCUUUCGUCGAUCCAACCAUCGUAGCAGAAGCCAUCCGAAAGCUGGAAACCGAGCUCAUCCCAUCUCUCUGCCCUACGAAGCGAUCGAAAGUUGUAGCCUUGCACAACUACUUCAUCAAGACUUGGGUGAACAAACGCCAUGUGAAUGCUGACUGGAAUCUUCAUGCUCUUCUCAAGCGAAACGACACAUUUUGGACGACCAACCAGAGCGAAGCCCUUCAUUUGUCGCUCAAAAAGUCCUACAAAACUCCUCCACCAACCAUCCGCGUCGCCUCAGAGGUGCUUCACGAUUACAAAUCUUUCUUCCGAGGAAAAUACGCCAAUCGUCAACUUGUCCCAAGAAAAUUAGACUCCCUGGAACGAGCAAGAAACAUCAUGUUCCACCAUUCAGAAGUUGAACGUCAAUCUUCAGCAUGGAAGUUCGAAAAUGCCGUCUCUAUUUGUCGCCAGUUUAGCAGCAACGAGAACCUCGCCACGAACAUUCUUCAUUACCCUUCUGCUUUUGUAACUGAUGAACUUGUUUACACUGUGCUUUAA